CACUGUAAGAGAGUGAGUGAGAGAGAGUCUGGUUUUCACAAUAGCAGCUCUAGCGAGAGCGUUUAUAUUUCUCAUGUAUUUAUAAGUAAUUGGAAUAAAUGUUAAAUUGCACUUGCAAAUAAAACAAACUGCGCAAUUUACAAUUAACAUUCAAAGUGCGUCGUACUCCUGUUUGUUAACGUGUGAGUGUGCGCGGGUGGCUGCGAGUGCGAUUGAGAGAGUGUGAGUGCAAGCCAAGUGUGCAGUGGUGGGGAAAGAGAAAGAAAGAAGGGGAAGAGGGCGCAGCAGCAAAGAAAAUCAAAAGACAAAGGAAUAUUGACAAUUGUGUGUGCAAGUAAAAGAAUCAAAGAAUCAAGAAACAUUCUGAUUGCAUUAAUUGAAACGCAAGUGAAUUUUAACCUGUGUCUCUCUCUCUCUCGCUCUCUCACACACACACACGCACAUUACAUUGAGUGCAGCAAGCGUGCGAGUGUGUGUGUGUGUGUAUAACAUGAAACAAAAAUAAAAAUAAAAUACGGACGGGAUCAAUUGACAGCCGGGAUUCUAUUUAUUUACCACCCCGCUAAGCCAAAGUCUGUGUCCAAAUGUGUGUGUGUGCUUAAAUGUAAAUGGGGAGAAUUGCAACAAACCCCACAACAACAAUAACUAAAUCUUCCACCACCACCAAUAACAACAACUGUUACAAAUAUAGCAGUGACAACAACAACAAAAGGAAACCCGUCAACCCUCUCGCUCUUGCAAUAGCCUUGUAAAAAAGUAUUUUUACUUUGUUUUGCUUUGCUCGCCCUUCGCACACACACUACCAACACCAACACAUACGCAACGGUCGAGUUGCAAUGGAUUCGGACAUUGAAAUGGAAUCGGACAACGAUGGUGAAUUUGAUGACGAUUAUGAUUACUACAAUACUGGUGAAGACUGCGAUGUGGAAAGACUCGAUCCGAAGCGUGCUGAUCCCGAGUACUUUGAAUACGACUGCCUAACCGUCGAGGAUAUUGAGAAGCUGCUCAAUGAGUUGGUGGAAAAAUUAAACACGAUUCUCCAGAUAACACCAUCGUUAGCCAAGGUGUUGCUGCUGGAGCAUCAGUGGAACAACAAUGCGGUGGUGGAGAAGUACCGCCAGGAUGCGAAUGCCUUGUUGGUAACAGCUCGGAUAAAGCCACCCUCAAAUGUGGCAGCUGAGGCAGCUUCCACAAGUGCAGCUGCCGCACAGCUGCUGAGAAUGGGCAACACUGGCUACAAAACAUCCUCAUCCACAACGACAUCGUCAUCCACAACAACAUCUCCUUCAUCCACAAACACGAGUUCUUCUCAAUUCAGGAGAAUGUGUCCAGUCUGCGCCAGCUCGCAGCCGAGCGAUAAAUUCUACAGUUUGGCAUGCGGUCACUCCUUUUGUAAGGAUUGCUGGACCAUCUUCUUUGAGACGCAAAUCUUUCAGGGUAUUUCCAUACAGAUUGGGUGCAUGGCACAGCAGUGCAAUGUGCGUGUGCCAGAGGAUUUGGUGCUGACGCUGGUGACGCGUCCGGUGAUGCGGGAUAAGUACCAGCAAUUUGCCUUCAAGGACUAUGUGAAAUCGCAUCCCGAGCUGCGCUUCUGCCCCGGACCCAAUUGCCAAAUCAUUGUGCAAUCCUCGGAGAUUUGUGCGAAGCGUGCGAUCUGCAAGGUGUGUCACACAGGAUUCUGUUUCAAGUGUGGCAUGGAUUAUCAUGCGCCCACCGACUGCCAGAUCAUUAAGAAGUGGCUGACAAAGUGCGCGGAUGACAGUGAGACGGCGAAUUAUAUAAGUGCCCAUACCAAAGACUGCCCCAAGUGUCACAUUUGCAUUGAGAAGAAUGGAGGAUGCAAUCACAUGCAAUGCUUCAACUGCAAGCACGACUUUUGCUGGAUGUGCCUCGGGGAUUGGAAGACACAUGGCUCUGAAUAUUACGAGUGCUCACGCUACAAGGACAAUCCCAAUAUUGCCAAUGAAUCGGUGCAUGUGCAGGCGCGCGAAGCACUUAAAAAAUAUCUACAUUACUAUGAACGCUGGGAGAAUCACUCGAAAUCUUUGAAACUGGAACAACAGACGAUCGAUCGGAUGAGACAGCGCAUUAAUUCAAAGGUCAUGAACGGCAGCGGCACCUGGAUCGACUGGCAAUAUCUAUUCAAUGCAGCGGCGCUGCUUGCCAAAUGUCGAUAUACCCUGCAAUACACCUAUCCAUAUGCUUACUACAUGGAGGCUGGAUCGCGGAAGAAUCUAUUUGAAUACCAGCAGGCGCAAUUGGAGGCUGAAAUUGAAAACUUAUCAUGGAAAAUCGAACGUGCCGAGACAACAGAUCUGGCGGAUCUCGAGAAUCAAAUGGAUAUUGCUGAAAAGCGUCGCACCACACUCCUCAAAGACUUCUUUCCAGUGAUUGGCAAGACAUAGGCGGCAUUCUUCCCAUUUGAAAAUUCAAGAUGAAAUUAGUUACUAGCCACACUGACAGUAUAAGAGACGCUUAUAUAAUAAACCAUAUUCAAGUAGUCUAACAAUUUGUAGCUAAUUUUUUAAUUAAUAUUGUAAUAAUAAUAAUAUAUAUUCAAGUGCAUAUGUAGCUAUUAAACUAGUUUCUAUAACUUAAAAUAUGAUUAGUUAUUAUAAUAUAGCUGUGAAAUUCGAAAUCACUUAAAAAUCGAUUUAACUGCAAUAUAACGCCUUGCGCAGAACAAUAGCGAAUAAUACUAUAUAGGAAAUAACUAAGAAACUGAUAAAAAAAAAUACAAACAAAUUAUUUAAACUUGUGCAACAUUUAGCGUCAUGGUCUAUCCAACAUUUAACAGGCAGAAUUCAUUAAUGAUAAUAAUCAAUAAUAAUUAAUAUAAGCCUUGACGGUUUUAGCCAUUGUGAGAGAAUUGCAGGAAUAUAAAUCAUGGUUUAGUUGUAAGUCUUAAGUCGUAUUAACUUAUUGUAGCUGAAUGCUUAGCUAAACAACAACAAUAUUAACAAUUUCCAAGUAUUUGUAACCACACACACACACACUCUCAAUAUGAAAGGAAAACUUUAUAAUUAAUAACAAAUACAAAAUGAGAUCAAAUUAAGUUUCCCUUCUCCUAAUUGUUGUAUUAAGCUGAAUUAUACAUUUUAGUUUUUAGGAUUACGCUAAGUAUGCUUAUGCGACUGAAUUUAAAUUAAUUAAAUGCAACAUUAAACAAAUUUAA
Molecule: messenger RNA, 3175 nt
Organism: Drosophila innubila
Lineage: Eukaryota; Metazoa; Arthropoda; Insecta; Diptera; Drosophilidae
Gene: ari-2
Product: potential E3 ubiquitin-protein ligase ariadne-2
Exons: 4
Coding region: 837-2405 (522 amino acids)
Biological process (GO): positive regulation of proteasomal ubiquitin-dependent protein catabolic process; protein polyubiquitination; ubiquitin-dependent protein catabolic process
Cellular component (GO): cytoplasm; ubiquitin ligase complex
Molecular function (GO): ubiquitin protein ligase activity; zinc ion binding; ubiquitin conjugating enzyme binding
Source: RefSeq, a predicted model, not a curated record